AUGUUGCAGAUCAUUCAAAAUGUCGGGCAGUUUAGGGGUCUACAAGGUGAAGACCCACAUGCCCAUCUGACCAACUUUGUCGAGAUGUGUGGCAAUUUUUCCUUACCUAGUGUGACCCCAGAAAAUAUAAGAUUGUAUCUGUUCCCUUACACCUUGAGGGACGAGACUAAGAGGUGGGCUUACUCACUGAAGCCAAAUGAGAUGACUUCAUGGGAGCAAUUGGUGGAGCGAGCAACGCAGGCUAUUGUUGAUGCCUCCACGGCAGGAGGUUUUAUGGAUAAGACAUACACCGAGGCCAAAGCCAUCCUCAACCGCAUCUCGUGGAAUAUGGAUGAUUGGAUCGACGAUGGUUAUGGACGCUGA
Benincasa hispida (wax gourd) is the source of this 363-nucleotide messenger RNA. Lineage: Eukaryota; Viridiplantae; Streptophyta; Magnoliopsida; Cucurbitales; Cucurbitaceae. The record is from RefSeq and is a predicted model, not a curated record.